ACAACUCGAAGACAACAACAAACCUAAUAGAUCCAUGCAACAAACAUGGAUUGUGAAAGUAGCGAAGAGCCAACUUCUUCUGAUAAUGAUACUCUUCUUGAAACGGCCAGUUUCUGUCAUGUCACGGCCGUUGCAACAGGAUGGAUGAUGGACUUUAUGUUUGUGAGUUUGUGUCGGAGUUUCCAAGAAGGCAAACUUGAAGAGUUCAAUGAGACGUUAUCGGCGUUUCAGGCCAUUUCUCAAACUUCAUCUCUUAAAGGAAACGUCCAUAAUGACAAAAUGUUGAUAUGUGCUCUGCUGGCAAGAGUCAUGCAUGGAAAGGAGUUGGAUGUCCUGUUUGAAGAAGACGAUAGUGUGAUGCCGCUGAUGUCUGCUCUCAAAAUCUGGUCAGACCUGGAGCACAUUGUGACGGAUGAAAGUUUAUUCAAAAACAUCAUUGUUCUUUUGUCUGUCCAGUCUGUCGCUGUCUGUUUGGAAAAAGGCCAAAGGUCUUCUGCCUCCUCUGCCCUCAAGUGGCUUGAGAAACAACCUGAAUUCCCAAGGAACGUGAGAGUCAAGCUGUCAACUAUAGUGACACAGAGGGAAACCUAUCACCCCUUACUCAUGAGCUUCAGCUUCAACCGCCUGCUGGAGACGAUCCAAUCCUUCCUGGAUGCCUACUUGGAGAAGAAUCCAUCUGAUUACCUUUUGAAGGCAGCUACAAAGAUGGUGCAGUCAUUGAAAAACUUUGAGGGGUCGGAGGAGGCAGUGUCAGUGGCGACGUCGGUCUCGGAAACGCCAAAUGAAUCAAAACAGGAGAAUAAAAAAACAAAACGGAAGCUACUAUCUACUAAAAUCACAGAUGUAUGGAAACCUGAAACUGCAGACGAAUCCUGUGUAACUGCCAACGAGUCCCGUGUAACCUCCGUCAAACCUCAUGUAACUCUCAGACGACUUUCCAAAACUGAGUUAUCUCAGAUGAUCUCCAGAAAGCCGUUGGAAACUGCUGAGGUACAAAACGCAAGAAGACCACAUAGGAAAUGGACGUACCAGCAUGACAUGUUUCUCAAGGAGGGUGUUAGGCGCCACGGCCUGGGAAAGUGGUCGCAAAUAUUACUGGAUUAUGACUUUGACGGACGCACUAACACCAUGCUGAAGGACCGCUGGAGAGUUUUAGUGAGGUCAGAUAAAGUGUGCUGAGGCGUGAGUGCGGCCUCACCCCCCCGUCCAGUUCAGCUGUAGCAGUUCACCAGUGAAGAGCAUCACACUUAUUUAUUGAUCUCUCAUCCUGCUUGAUAUUCCUUAUUUUAUUUUUCCCUCUUUCAUUUUUAUUGCCCCAUCCUUAAAAAUAAUGCUGAAUCUUGUCAUCUGGUACAAAAUAUUAGGUCUAACCACCAGAUGGUGUUCUACACACGAUUUCAGUAUUUAGGUGGCUGUUAUGGGAAAUAUUUAAAAUGUGUAUAUAUAAAUACAUGUUAUUUGAUGUAAAAAUACCUUUGCAAGGAAAAUUAAGCGUUCAUUAAGUAGUUUUGUUUCUACAAUAAAAUUGCAUGAAAUCAACUGUAUAAGUGCUUCA
Molecule: messenger RNA, 1555 nt
Organism: Cololabis saira (Pacific saury)
Lineage: Eukaryota; Metazoa; Chordata; Actinopteri; Beloniformes; Belonidae
Gene: terf1
Product: telomeric repeat binding factor (NIMA-interacting) 1
Exons: 9
Coding region: 46-1179 (377 amino acids)
Biological process (GO): telomere maintenance
Cellular component (GO): chromosome, telomeric region; nucleus
Molecular function (GO): protein homodimerization activity; telomeric repeat DNA binding
Source: RefSeq, a predicted model, not a curated record